AUGGCCAAGGUCAAGCACGCAAAGCGCGGCAGUGCGUCGAGCACCCCGUACGAACGGCCAUCGAAGGGCGGCGGUCCUGGCGCCAAUGCUGCCGCGAACAAGAACACUGUCUUCAAGUUCAACACCAAUCUCGGCCAGCAUAUUCUAAAGAACCCCGGUGUCGCGGACGCCAUCGUCGAGAAAGCCUUCCUCAAACCGACUGAUGUUUGUCUAGAGAUUGGCAGUGGUUCUGGAAAUUUGACGGUCCGGAUACUGGAGCGUGUGAAGAAAUGCAUCUGCGUUGAACUCGAUCCUCGGAUGGCGGCUGAAGUGACCAAGCGUGUGCAGGGCACACCCGUUCAAAGGAAGUUGGAAGUAUUGUUGGGAGACGCCAUAAAGACAGAGUUGCCACCGUUUGAUGUUUGCAUUUCGAAUACACCCUACCAGAUCUCAAGUCCUCUCGUCUUCAAACUCCUAGCCAUGCCUAACCCACCACGCACUUCAAUCCUCAUGUUCCAGCGCGAGUUCGCGCUCCGUCUCACUGCCCGUCCCGGAGACGCCCUCUACUGCAGGCUGUCCGUCAACGCGCAGUUCUGGGCCAAGAUCACGCACAUCAUGAAGGUCGGCAAGAACAACUUCAGGCCACCCCCGCAGGUCGAGUCCUCAGUGGUCCGGAUCGAGCCCAAGCUGGGCAAGGACCGCCCCAACAUCAGCUGGGACGAGUGGGACGGUCUCCUGCGCGUGUGCUUCGUCAGGAAGAACAAGACUCUCCGCGCCAGCUGGCUCGGCACCAAGGAGGUCCUGGCGAUGGUCGAGAGGAACUACCGCACGUGGUGCGCCAUGAACGGCGUCGCCGUCGACGAUAGCCUGGUGGAGGACAGCCCGGAUGACAUCGAGGUGGAUGAUGCCGGGGACGACGAAGACGGUAACGGCAUGGACGUUGACGAUGAGGAUACCCCGGCCUUUUUCAAGGAGAUGGCUUCGACUGAAGUGGCCAAGACCAAGAGCAAGAGGAAGAAGACCAAGGUGGCAGAGCUCGUGCGUGAGAAGAUCCGCAAAGUCUUGGAGGACGUUACCGAGCUCGCCGAUAAACGAGCUGGGAAGUGUGACGAGAACGACUUUUUACGAUUACUAUUUGCAUUUAACGAGGAAGGGAUUCACUUUUCAUAG
This is a messenger RNA of Clonostachys rhizophaga, 1149 nucleotides long. The record is from the annotation of a GenBank genome assembly. Lineage: Eukaryota; Fungi; Ascomycota; Sordariomycetes; Hypocreales; Bionectriaceae.